UUUUUAUUAUACAAGAGGUAUCCAUCUUUUAUAGAUGUAGUUGAUACUUGAUGUGAAUACUGUGUUCUCAUCUUUUUCAGAAGUGUCUUUAUAAAUUUUUUACCUUUUUUAGUGAUUUAAAUAUUGAGUUAAAAAUGUUUAAAUUAAUUUGGCAGUGUUUGUACUCCCCUCGUCUAUAUAAAAUUUAUGGAGACGGCGAAAAAGAUGCUUUGUAUCAACCAAAACAUUUGGAAAAAUAUGGUGAUAAAAUUAUUACAAUUGCACAGAAUAUAUUCACGAUUGUCAGCUAUGCUUCUCCAUUUGUGUGCACAUAUAUUUAUAGAAGAGGUUUCUUUUCAUGGAAUGAAACAACUUUUAUAACUAAAUUGAUGUGUGGUGUUGGUUGUGUCAUUAUAAUUUCCUUUCUCGUAAGAGCAGUGGGUCGAGCAUUUAACUCUAAAUACACUGAAUUUCUGUUUGUGAUUCAACAACCAAAAGCAAACACUAAAGAAUUUAUGAACCAAAUCAGGAAAUAUGAUUUUGAAUUUACAUCUUGGCCAGUGACUUUUGCUAUGCCUGCAACAACAAGGAAAUCCUGGUUUGAAAAUAUUCCAUUUAAUAAAAGUUCCAAUGAAGACUUGCCAAUUUAUCAGAGAAUCCCCUUACAAAUACUGGCAUUCAUUGCUAUACACACCUUUGCUAUGCGCAUAAUUUAUCCUGGAACCUUAACUCUCAUACAAAAUAUAUUGUGGAACCCUUUAAUGGAAGGCCGUACACAAUUGGUGGAAACGUUCCAUGGUAAAAGGGCAAAAUUACUAACAUCAGAUGCCAAUUCUAUAGAUACUAUAUUUGUUGACAAUCGAGCACAUUCAAAUGGCAAAAUAUUGGUAAUUUGUUGCGAAGGAAAUUCCGGAUUUUAUGAAAUCGGGAUGGUAACAACCCCAAUAAAGGCAGGUUAUUCAGCUCUUGGGUGGAACCACCCUGGUUUCGCAGGAAGUACUGGAAUACCAUUUCCGAAACAAGAACAAAAUUCUAUAAUCGCCGUAAUUCAGUAUGCCAUUGAAGAACUCAACUUUCCACUCGAAAAUAUUGUAUUGUAUGGGUGGAGCAUUGGUGGCUAUACUGCAGCUUGGGCUGCAGCUAACUACCCUGACAUCAGCGCUUUGAUUUUGGAUGCUACCUUUGAUGACUUGCUGCCCCUAGCUCAAAACCAAAUGCCUAGAUCAUGGUCUUUGUUAGUAAAGGAAGUUAUACGUAGUUAUGUUGACUUGAAUGUAGGUGAAUUACUAGCACUAUACAAAGGCCCGGUGCAACUAAUUCGGCGCACUGAAGACGAAGUGAUCUGCUUAAGACAAGGCCAACUGCAGACAAACUGUGGAAAUUCUCUACUACUUACUCUUCUUAAGUCCCGACACCCAAGGUUUAAUGAAAGUGAUGAAUUACAAGAAGCUGUACGAUCUUAUGUUGGAAUGAGUGAAAUGCAACGUGGCAAUAUAAACAAAGAUACGUUGACAGAAGUAAAUCGACAAGCCCUACAAUUGAUUAUUAAAUAUAUGAGAGAUUUCCAAUCUAAUCAUUGUGCACCUCUACCAGAGAACACAUUCGCUGAUAUUAUGAAAUAUUUUUAUUUAAAGAACUAGCUCAUAAUACACAUCUCUGAAAGUCACAGCAUUUCUGUUACUUUCCACAAUUUCGGGAAACUGCGCAAGGGCAUGCGCGGUAACCCUGCUGAGGACAUGAACUGAUGUAGUGAUCUGUGACACUUUGAUCAGUGUGAAUUGACAAAUAAUUUAUGCUAUUGUUAUGACAUUUGGUAAACCAAUUAAUGUAUGUAUGAAUUUUUAGCUUAAGUCUGUUAACUGAUGACUAUUAUGUGCUUGCAAUCUAUAAUUAUUAAUACAAUGUAACUCGGUAUUAGUUUUAUUUUGUAUGCAUAAUAAAUGCAUAUAAUUACUGUGCAAUUUGUGCAAUUGCAAAGGAUACAAAGAAUCUUAAUUAUUUUAUUAUUACUGAUGUAUUGUUUAUACAUGUCAUUGAAGGCUUUAGUUUUAAAAACAAAACUUUACCUGUUAAAAAUUAAAAUUGUUGCUCAAAGUAUGUUGUAACUGGUAUACAUUUAAAUUUGUUGUUUAGAAAUAUAAGCAUGUUACAAAUGAAAAACUUAUAAUAAAGUAUUUAAUUAUUGUUAUAUUAUAUUAACUUAAUAGGUGUAUUUGGUAUUUAAUAUAAACAAAGGAAACACUACUUACCAGUAUUUUCCUACGUCUUUUCACUAUCUAAUAUUUUCUUAUUCAUCCACCUAUGUAAUAUAAGUAUAGUGUAAUGAGAUGAGAAAUGUAUUAUUGUGGAAAUUUAAAUUAUACAGAUUCUUAUUAUAUUAGUAAUAUUCAUUCAAAUUGUAUAUAUAGAUAUUACAUUUAGGCGUUUUAGUGAUGGAACAAUUUUGUUACUAAUACCUUCCAAAAUAUGUUUUCUCCACUUUGCCCAAUUAAUUAUUAGCAAAAUUUAUAGGAAUCUGAAAAAGUUUAAUAGGUAACUUGCCUAACCUACACUGUUGUGGAUUGAUAUUAACGAAGUAGAACUUUUACUUAUGACGAUAGUCUCAAUAAAUCGUUCAAUAGUUCUUCUUAACCGCUCUACGCCCUUAACUUGCGAACUGGUUGUAAAUGUAAAUUUACAAUUAAUUAAAUUUUUUUUGACGUUUAUAAGUGUAUAUGUUUACCUAUAUGAAUCAAGAUGUUUUGAAGUUUGAGUUUGAAAUAAAAAUUAUUUCAUAAUUUUUUAACAUUCUCAAUAAGAUGUACUUAUUAAUCAAUGUUAACAUUUAAAUACUGUUGAUCACUGAAACUGGGUUUGCUAUGUGUUCCCCAUUUGUUUCAUUACAAUAUAUAGCGUAAACAGCUGAAAUAGUCGCCUCAGGAAUCUAGUAGAAAAUGGCUUAUUUAUUCAAAAUACAAUGUGUAUAAUCGUGUAACAUAAAUAACAUGAAAUGAUGUAUAUUAUAAAUGUUUAGAGGUUAAUAUUGACAACAUUAAAGUAUGUACCUAGUUAUUGUCAUAAUGCAUAUGAAAAUAAAGUAUUAUAAACGCA
Pieris rapae (cabbage white) is the source of this 3069-nucleotide messenger RNA. RefSeq names its product phosphatidylserine lipase ABHD16A. Gene Ontology annotation, biological process: phosphatidylserine catabolic process; monoacylglycerol catabolic process. Lineage: Eukaryota; Metazoa; Arthropoda; Insecta; Lepidoptera; Pieridae. Gene Ontology annotation, cellular component: endomembrane system. The transcript is spliced from 9 exons. The coding region runs from base 135 to 1619 and encodes 494 amino acids. The record is from RefSeq and is a predicted model, not a curated record. Gene Ontology annotation, molecular function: glycerophospholipase activity; monoacylglycerol lipase activity.